Messenger RNA from Felis catus (domestic cat), 2859 nucleotides. It is a transcript of the gene SPRN, whose product is annotated as shadow of prion protein. The record is from RefSeq and is a predicted model, not a curated record. Gene Ontology annotation, cellular component: membrane; nucleus. Gene Ontology annotation, molecular function: nucleic acid binding. Lineage: Eukaryota; Metazoa; Chordata; Mammalia; Carnivora; Felidae. The coding region runs from base 1 to 438 and encodes 145 amino acids. The transcript has a single exon. Gene Ontology annotation, biological process: protein import into nucleus.
AUGAACUGGACGGCCGCGACGUGCUGGGCUCUGCUGCUGGCCGCCACCUUCCUCUGCGACAUUGGCGCGGCCAAGGGCGGCCGUGGAGGGGCUCGCGGCAGCGCCCGGGGAGGGCUGCGCGGGGGCGCGCGCGGGACCCCACGGGUGCGCGUGAGGCCGGCGCCCCGCUACGCGGGCUCCUCCCUGCGCGUGGCUGCGGCCGGGGCGGCGGCGGGGGCGGCGGCCGGCCUGGCGGCGGGUUCCGGCUGGAGAAGGGCCCCGGGCCCCGGGGAGCGCGGCCUGGAGGACGACGAGGACGCGGCACCAGGCGGCAACCGGACGGGCCAAGGCGUCUACAGCUACCGGGCGUGGACUUCGGACGCGGGGCCCACCGGCGGCCCGCGCCUCUGCCUGCUGCUGGGCGGCGCCCUCGUUGCCCUGGGGCUGCUGAGGCCCUAGGCCUGGCCAGGCUCGGGGCCAGAUCCGGCCCCCAGCCCGCGCCCUCCCCGCAGGCCCCCCGCCCCGGAUCGGCCCCAGAGGCCGCCAGCGGCUGAGCGCCGCUUCCCACCGCUGCCGGCGGCCUCUGACCCACAGACGCUGCCUGGGGGAUUCCAGCCAGCCCGGGCAGGAGCCGCGGCCUCUCCUAUGGGUGCCCACUGACGCCCCCGGCCCACCGCCCGGCCCAGGUCCCUCCCCAGCCUCCCCAUCCUACCGAAGGACCAGGGCCCUUCAGUCCCAGGAUGCCCCGCCUACCGCCUGGAUGCCAGGGUCUCCCCCCAACCCCCUCCACCGUCAGAAAAGCAGGUGCCAUCCCGUGCUUCGGGUACCAUCCAGGCUGACGGCCCACCAUCUCUCCAGAGCUGCCCAAAGUGAUGUCCAAGACCAGGCUGCUCAGGCCAUUCUGGCCCCCCUGAGGACCCUGUGGCCUCCCCCACAGAAGCAGCCAGAAUGGACCAAAGGAUUUGAGGACUUGGGGGGAGAGGUUUCCCUCACAGGUUUUAGUGUGCCUACCACCUGUCCGGAAGAGGCCGUCUGCGGACUGGAGCCCAGGCGUGCCCAUCACUCUCUAGAGAAUCCCUGGAGCACCCCCUGCCACAGCAGCUGCCCCGGAGCCCGGCCAGCCCACCCUCAGGUCCAGAAGUGUGCCCCCUCACCAGGCAGACCCUCUCAAGGCCACUGCCAGGUGCCUCUUGGAGCCACUGUGCUCUAACUUGAAACAAGUCACUUAACUCUUCUUGGGACCUGUUUGGGAGGGGGGGGGGGGAGCGGGGGGGGGGGGGCACUGUCUAAGCUUCAGAACCUUUUCAUUUCCUUUGAGCUUUAGGCUCCCGUUCUGGAAUCGUGCCUGCUGGUACUCAGGGAUGGAGAGAGCUCCCCAGGACAGCCAGCUGUGGCUCCGGCAGGUCUGCAGCUGCUCCAGGAAGGUGAGGGCCAGGUGUGAACGGCGGAGGCGGGGUCUCAAGUCAGAACCAACAAACAGGCCACCAGCAGGUCCCUGGAGGCAGGCGCAGCAGCAAGUACGACCAGAUGCGGGCUGCUCUGGCUGAGCAGAAGGAAGCGUGCAGGAGGCUGACCCCCGCAACACCACGGCGGCCAUCCGGGCACCUGAGGGUGUUCUGAGGACAGAAGACACCCAGGGAAGUGUCUAAGGGUUUGCCUCUGGCACACAAACACCCGUCUGCAGACCAGCCCAUUGCUUCUCAGGUGCCCGGAAGCCCAUUUCCCUCCAGCCUCUGGCCUGGCUUGCAGUUCGUGAGCUCAGCCCUGGAGGCCUUGGCUCUGUACGCCCUCUGCCCCAUAUCCCACGGCAGGACAACGCCCCAGGCCUGGAUCCUCUGGAUCGCCCCCUCCGUCGUCGGUGCUCACUGAAAGCCUCACCUGCCGCUGGGCUGCCUCCCAGAAUCUGCCCUCACCCCCCAGACUAUGGGGCCUUUGGACUCAGCUGACAGAGGCCAGUGCCAAGACCAGCACCUCCGGGGGCCCUGCCACCUCUGCUCGCCCACAGCUGACACACAGGUCUGGUCAGGGUGAGGGUCACCAAGCUACCAGCGGAGCCCUGGACCAAGCAUUGUUCUCCAAAGACCAGGACACAGAUCCGCACUGCCAGCAUUCCUGGGGUACGAGCCCAGGUGCCUCUCCAUCCAUUCCAGACCAAAUUUGAUGCAACCAAAGACCAGCAGGCUGCGGCCAAGCCCUGCCCGGGGCCUCGGGCAGUGUGACCAUUCUGCCACCGUACUUGCAGGCAGCACAGGGAGACCCAUCAGGGCUGCACCUCGGGCCAACUCAGUUCUCCCUGCGGGGCCAGGAGCAUGGGCCCAGCCUCUGAGCCGCCCUCACAGGCUGCAGGGCACCACACACCAGCCUGACUCCCAGAGCCUGUCCCCAUCUGGCACAGUCACAUGCUAGAGUACUUCCUGCCCUACUGGUCAGGGUCCCAGCAGGAGGCAGAUGACACCCAGGGGGGGUAAUCUCAGAUUAGGAAGUGUGCGCCACCGUGGGCACCUUCAGGAGGGGAGGUGCCUGGCAGAGACUCCAACGCUCCAAGAAGGCCACACACACUGGACACAGAAGGAGCAGAGCUGCUCACCAGGCCCACCCCACCCCCUUUCCCUCCUCUGCCCUUUUCUGGAAUGCAGGCUGGCAGGUACAGGUCCCUGGGGAGAGUCCCACUGUCCAGUAGCUACAGUUUGCCACUCGGAAGUGGGGGGAAGCCACACCAGCGACCCUCCCAGCCUGCAUGCAGCUGGCAGUGAGCAGGGCAGCCCCCGGGGCACCGAGGGAGCAGACAGUUCUGGGGUUUGUUCACAGCUCCUUGGCACCUCUUGUCCACUUUGUGUGCACAUUUUCAUCGUGUCGUGAAAUAAACACUCCACUGGCAAA